Paramecium octaurelia is the source of this 1261-nucleotide messenger RNA. The record is from the annotation of a GenBank genome assembly. NCBI's taxonomy places the organism in Eukaryota, Ciliophora, Oligohymenophorea, Peniculida, Parameciidae.
AUGUCGGACAACGAAAAUAUAGAUAUAACAAAUCUUAGUGAGGGGAAGAUCGAGAAGUACAUCCAGCAAUUAGAGACCUCUAUUCAAAAGAGAACCACAAUUUAUGGGUUGGAUGAUUUAACAGUAAGUGAUUCAAAUUAACGAAAUAUUAGAUGGUGAGGUAGAAUCAAAUAUUGUGCAAAUUGUUGAAUCAGCAGGGUCUCAUAGCCCUAUAAAAAUAAAAUUACGAAUAGUGUAUCGAGUAUUUACGAAAGGCUGAAGUGGCUACAAUUUACGUUCCAGAAUUAAAGGUUUGAUUUAACGAUAACAUAGGUUCAAACUUUUAAUAAUUUGGCCUGUUAUUAUAGAAAGAUGGGCAAAACCAGAACAGCUCUUCAAUAUUUGCAAUAGGCGUUGGCAAUUGAAUUACAGUAUUGAUUUAUCUUACAUUAGAUAAAAACUAUCCACUUCAUUGCCUGACAUCUACCUAAAUCUCUGUGCAGUUCUUUCUUAAUUAGAAAGACAUGACGAAGCCAUUCAACACAUCUAUUUGUCAAUCAUCAUGUUGCAACAUGAAUUACUCAUUUCUACUUUUCAAAAACCUGAAUUAAAAUAGGAUUAACCCAAUGAAUAAUGUAUACUUCAAUCUUUUAAUCUAAGCCUUCCCAUCCAGACAAUCUAGUGUUUAAUAUGUGAAUACUGUCAAAUCUCAUUAUAAUGAAAGUAAGAAGGUACAAGAAAGGAUGUCCAUCUUAGUCGUCGCAUAUCAUAAUCUAGGAGUUGAAAUGGAACACUUAAAAUUACAGUUUGAAUCCAAGAAAAUAUUUCAAUCUGCUUUGCAACUAUCAGAGCAAUGUCUCCCUUAAGAACAUCAAUUAAGACAUGCCCUAGAGGAUAUAACCAAAAAAUAUAAUUCAGAAUAACAACAACAAUAAGGAAAUGAGUAACUUACCCUCAAACCACUUCUUCCUAAAGUUCAUCAAAAAAAUUCAGAACUUAAAUAAAUAUAUAAGAGUGUCUCUCCAAGACAAAUACUUAGAAGAAGUACCUAGUUGCAAUAAUAAAAAAUCAAUACUAAUAAGAAUUUCAAGUUUAUAAAAAAGAAUUCGUUUAGUGAAACCUAUAGACUUGAAAGAGACAGAAUCAUGAGUAUCAAUGCAACAACUGAAGUUAUUAUCAAGAACUAAGAAAAUAAAGACUUAAGUAAUCUUCCAUAUUUGAAAACAGCCAUAGAUACCGUUAAUUAAACAACUAUAUUUUGAAAUAUAAUACUCAACUUUAU